AUUGAUUACGAAUGAAUGAAUUCGACAAUCAAUCCUACAUUGACCUAGCCAACUCCUAUAGGAACAGGAUAUGCGUCAUGAACCUGAGUGAAACUUACGACUCCUCAAUAGCUUUGAUUGGCGUAUCUCCGUCUACUUGAAAAAAUAGCAGCGGAGUUCGGUGUAGUAGCUGGAGCGUCGUCAGGUCGUCUCGCCUUGCUCCUGCCAAUCGUGUGAUUUCUCCCGGAACGAACCUUCCGACAUGUCGAAAAAGCUUGUGUGCUGGAGCCGUGCACCUAAGAGUGCCUACGACGAAGUUCCUUCCAAAGAAAAAUCMCCCCGGUGCGGCUCCCGCCGCACCAAGAAAGAAACGAGAAAGCAAAGCAUGGGCGUUUCGGAAAGGGUUCCAUCGAAGCGAGACAGCGACACCAUUGCCGUCGACUGGUGGCGCGACCAUAAAAAAGAGGGACAGAUUGUCGGCAACGAAAAUGUCGUAAACCAAAGAGAGACAUAUGGUUCCACCCAGAUAGCACCCUUCCAAAAGGGAGGAGUCGGACAUACGAAUGGCACCGGGCUAGACGAGCUUUCACGGUCGCCCGAUCUAUCAUCGUUUAUGAAUAGUUUGGAACACGGUCUGAACGUCCCACUUGAGGCAACGGGUGAUGUAUCGCAACCACAGAACGGGAUGGUUCUCUACCCUAGCCUCCUGCCAAAGGAUGACAGACAUGACAACAUCCGGGAGAACAAUCCAUCUCUGGGGAUCUUCAAAACGAAAGGAAGGUCGGAUUUAGAAGGUGUCAACAUGGAAAUAUUUCAUCCACAAGUAAUAAAACCGACUUCAAAACAACAAGAGCAACAGCACCAAUUGCAUUCGAAGUUUCACUCGCAGUCGCAAUCGCAGUCAUACCAACAAAUACAGAGCCCGAACCAUGGGAAAAGGGGUCCUCCGCCUCGGAUAGGAAUAAAGACGAUGAUGCAAUACGUUGAUGAAAGAGCAGAAGCAAAGGAGGUAUGGCGCGAAAACGUCUCUAAUAUUCCCCAAAGCCAAACGCACGAGGAUCAAUCCAGGAUAACAAUAACGCAGAACAAUCCAGGUGGCAAUGGGGGCAAUCCAGCCUCGAAAAAGCUGUCUCUAUCCACUUUUCUUGAACGAAAUCCUAGGGUGUCCUCGGCGAAGGAAAAGGUCUUUGGUGUGUUGGAAUCUUCCGACCACCUCUCAGAUGUUCCUAGCGACGUCGAUUCGCUCACUAGGGAACGAUAUCUUCUGGCAUGCCAAAUGCUCAAGAUGACCAUGAUACAAAAGGAGGGUGCACUAGUUGAUAUCGAAAAAGAGUACAUUAUGAGCCUUUUGGACGAAUUCGAAAAUGAAAACGGAGAAGGCACUGUCGUCAACGAAGAUCGUAUGGCCGCUAUCGAACGCGCUAUCCUUCACCUUGAAAGCGACAACGUGCCAUCGUCCCCUGCCACUGCAGUUAGGGCUCACAAAACCCGGACUACAGGCGGAGAGAAAACACAAAAAAGUAGCCAUCAUCCGAAAUCGUUGAACAGUGACAAAAACCCGCACACUGCAACCCGCAAACCGAAGAACAAGCUUAUGGAAACGUUUUCAAAUCCUUGUUCACCGCUUGUAAUGGCCAGAAUGAGACAAAGGCAAAAAUAUUCCUCCUUUAAGGAGGAAGAUGGAGUCAUGAAGAAUACCACUAAUCUUAAAAUGGUCGAGAAUGAUUCCGAUGACGAUGAAGAUCGUUUGGUUAGAUUUGAUGGAUGGUCGUUUCAGAACUCAAGAGAAUGUCCAUUUUUGAUACUUGGCGCCGAAGGGAACAACACGAAUCCAAGAGUGUUUACACCAGAGAUGAUGGAAGCAUUGCGGGGAUUUAUGCCGAUAGAGACCAGCGAACACAAUUUCUGGCUUCGAUUUAGUCUAGUUCGAGAUGGAGGAUCGCUGACGACUCUCCUGUCUACUAUUCGCGCCUCGAAGUAUACGAUGAUCGGCGUCGAAACCGAUCACGGGGAGGUUUUUGGAAGCUUCACUGGAUCGCCUUGGAGAAUCGGGAGCAAAUGGUACGGAACCAGCGAAGCUUUUCUCUGGAGAUUGAAAAGAAGCCGAUACACAUCUACCAAAAACUCUAGAAUGCCGGAUUUUGAACGAGAAAUAGAGAUAUAUCCCUGUACCGAAGACGACGACCUUGUUCAAUAUUGUACGGAAAAGACGAUUGCUGUCGGUGGAGGCGGUUGGCAGCUUAAUUCGUGUCCAUACAGCAACAGUGACCAAGGGAUAGGCUUCAUGGUGGAUGGGGACUUGGUAGGUGGAGAAACAAGCAGUUGUGGGACGUUUGCCAAUCCCCGUCUUGCAAGGUAUACAACAUCAAGCAGCGAAUUUGCAAUACAAAAUCUUGAAGUCUGGACAAUAACACCGUGUACCCACGUAGAAAAUGCUGCUCACAUGGAAAUGCGCAACCUUGUUAAAGAAUACGGGAUCGUAUAAGGUGCCUUGAAUGAUUUAUUUGCUACCGAAGCUACCACCAAUCUGCAUUACUGUAGUUGCCGGUUGUUUCAUUAUAAUAACAAAAGCUUGAAAGCAUUUUGGUAUCUGAAUUGUUGCUGUACACUACGAGGGUACGGAUUAUGUUUCAUGCCGUGUGAUAUAAAGUGAUACAUACCCCGUGGAGGUAUGUUUUGAACAUUCUUGUUAGCAGGUGUGCAGAGUCUUACAGUAAUUUAUAAUUUAUGAUAUGGUAAAGGAAAAUACAUUGGAACCCCUGUGCUUUUGUUUUCAACCAACAUUACCUGUAAUUGUACCAAACAAUACACAGGAAAUUUCACGGAUACAUGGUAUUAAAAMCUAUCAUAUUUG
Pseudo-nitzschia multistriata is the source of this 2833-nucleotide messenger RNA. NCBI's taxonomy places the organism in Eukaryota, Bacillariophyta, Bacillariophyceae, Bacillariales, Bacillariaceae. The record is from the annotation of a GenBank genome assembly.